Xyrichtys novacula (pearly razorfish) is the source of this 9119-nucleotide messenger RNA. NCBI's taxonomy places the organism in Eukaryota, Metazoa, Chordata, Actinopteri, Labriformes, Labridae. The record is from the annotation of a GenBank genome assembly.
AGUUCUGAGAACGCGGGUGCUCGAGAGAAAAAAGCUUUGCUAGCGCGAGCGUGCUGCUGCCUCUGACCAGCCGGUUCGUCUUUCAUUAGAAACGUCGGGAUAGUUUCGUUUACCGCCAGAAAGUCCAGAUUAUUUACACCGGCCUCCACGGGAGAUCACACCAGGCGUCAAAUAACGGGAACAUAUCCGAACUGAGGGGGGAAAAUCGUUAAUAAUGUCCGAAAGUGAGAACUGCGUGGAGCCGCGGGAAGAGCCAACUGAACUUGAAGAAGCCGGAGGAACGGAGGUAAGAUGGUCUUAAUAUAUUUUCUGUUCCUGGUACCGCUCACACCUUAAACAGAACCUUUAAUGACUAGAAAUGUAACCUCCAUCCCGGUACAACAAGUUUCUCCCCGUCUGUUGUGUGAAACGUUCACUUCGGAAGUGUUAACGGAGGAUGUGAAAGCUAGUUAGCUGGUGGCUAACUCACAACAACAGCAGCAGCAGGACUGAAGAAGAAGCUAACAGCAACAAGGCCAGUUUGUUUCAUAAGCGCUGUGACUCCGAGCUUAGCCACACUGGUCAGCCAUCCGCAGUUAUAUUUGAAGUCCAGGUGUGUUUUUUGUUGACAACCGAGCCGGAUUCGCUGAUGGUGUCGCUUUAAACGUAAAUGGACUUUUUAUAAACCUCGGAGGAGCAUGUGAAGAGCAGUGGCCCGCUCAGCUGUCCCAUCUGCGUCUUUGUUUUCAGUGGGACAGUCAGAGCGCCUCUAACUGAAGAGGGAAGAUGAUGCUGGCUGCUGCUGCUGCGUUGUGUGCUACCAGGCUACUUACUAGGCACGGCUAUGUAACCAGGCAUGCCUUCAAUGCUCAUUUCACCCUGCCUCUGCCAAGAACAGAGGCUCUAAAGAGAACUUUGCUGUACAGAGCAGUGAAAUAUUGGAAUCAGCUUCCACCACAUGCGAUUAAUACUGAAAGAAAAUGGAUAUUUAGAAAGAAAAUUAAAGAGGCCAUUAUUAUUGAAGAAAUUAUUGUCUGUAAUUCAUUGUACUUUGUAUUGACUGUUGUGUAUCAGUGUCUGGACCCCAGGAAGAUUAGUCCUGACUAAGUUUAGAACUAUCCAUAAUAAACAAAUACCCAGACCUGGCAGAUUUUGAAUGUAUCAUCUUAAGGAGUCUAUGGACUUCUUAAAAUGCCAUUUUAAAUCUUCAAAACAUGUGUCCUUUGAGUUUUAGAGAUGAGUAAAAGGGCAAUUUCACAGCUUUUUCUUUCUGUUUAGAGCUCAUAAUACCAGGUCCUGCUCUAGAAUCACACCAAAUCGGCUUCUCAAUCUUUGACCCAGUUAUUUAAGAGUUAAUGAAUGUAAAUAACUUUCGACUGAGACGGCAAGCAUAAUGUUACAAAUCUGUAUGAAGGGAUUGUAGCGAGACCUCAGCCCAGUCUAUCACGGACUGCUGUAGAGUGACGCAGUUCAAGGAAAAACAUUUAUGAUCAUUUCUUCAUGGAUAUGUAAUCAGACUGAGACGCAGCAGUCCGUAAUAAACUGGCCCGAGGUCUCCCUACAAACAAGCGGCUGCUGGAAGAGAGUAGGUGAGUUGUGUUUAGUCUCUUUGCUAAAGAAAUUAGGCAAAGCUGAAAAGAACUUUGGUGGCUAGUGCUGUGGCUGUGUGACCCUAUAUGUACUGUUGAUGAAGUUAGGUGCUGUUCUGAGCAUUAUUUGUGGCUAUUGAGUGGCUUUUUGGUUGAGAUUUGUUUAUGGCUCCUCAGACCGCUGUGUAUUGCUAUGGAAUAUCCCUUUAACUAGUUUUUCUUGUCUGAACGUGUCUGCUGAUGUUACAAGAACCAGAGGAUAGCCGCUAAGACACAACUGUUUUCUCUUGUUUUUUUGUUUUUUUUUGCUCUUCAGGUCUUCAAGUCUGAUUCUUCUGAUGCGGGGAAAGAGUCCUCCUCAGAUGCGGGGCCUGAUGGGCAGGAUGCAUCCUCCUCCUCCUCAUCCAAAACUAAAGAUUCCACUCAUGGUUAUGAGGAGAAAGUGGUAAGUGUACUCCUUUCUUCUGCUUGUGUUACGUGAUGCACUUUUCUUUUCUUGGAUGGGAAUGUAAUAAAAAAGAUCAUCCUGUGUUUGCAGCAAACAGACCGGACCAACAGAUUUGAGUACCUGUUGAAGCAAACAGAAUUGUUUGCUCACUUUAUCCAACCAGCCGCACAGAAGACUCCAACCUCACCCCUGAAGAUGAAGCCAGGGCGUCCUCGCAUCAAGAAAGAUGAAAAGCAGAACCUGUUGUCUGCUGGAGAGUAUGUACAAAUCAACAGUACGGAGAAUUUUCAUUUUAGUUUGUUCACUUGCUCUUUUAUUUUGACACUUUUUUUAUUCGUUUAACAGCAACCGCCAUCGACGCACAGAGCAAGAGGAGGAUGAAGAACUUCUGAAUGAGAGCACCAAGACAACUAAUAUCUGCACUCGCUUUGAUGAAUCCCCCUCCUGUAAGCAGUGACCUUUUUUUAUUGAAUGUUUGACUGAACACGAUGAGCUGAAGUUGUGACUGUUUUUUUCUUGUCUAUCUUGUAGAUGUCAAAACAGGAAAAAUGAGGGACUAUCAGGUUCGCGGUCUGAACUGGCUCAUCUCUUUGUACGAGAACGGCAUCAACGGCAUCCUCGCCGAUGAGAUGGUUGGUGUUGUCACCGUCAAAAAUGUUUCAUCUACACCUGUAUCCUAAUUUCACCUCACAGUUCUUACUCUGCUGCUCCGUUUAACAUUUUCUCUGCUGUUGCUCAGGGUCUGGGGAAGACUCUACAAACCAUUGCCUUGCUAGGAUACAUGAAGCACUACAGAAACAUCCCUGGUCCACACAUGGUCCUGGUGCCCAAGUCCACCCUCUACAACUGGAUGAAUGAGUUCAAGAGAUGGGUGCCUUCACUGCGAGCGGUCUGCCUGAUAGGAGACAGAGAUCAGAGGGUAGGCUGAGCCAGAUUGUUGUGAUCUGAAACAAACUGUAGCUGGAAACAGUCGCCAUGAUAUUAAUUUCAUGCCUCCUACUUGCUUUUUGGACCAAUUAGCGACACAUCUUUGCAUUAAAGCCCCUUUAUUUUAUAAUACACAAGUCCAGAACUCUUGUGCACAAUGUCAGGUUCACUUGCAGUGCUUAAGAACCUAAGUAUGUAGGUCGUGUCUUAUUACUGGCAUGCAGUUGUUGACCUGCAGGGGGGACCGAAGGCUGUUAGUACUGAGUCUGCCACUUCACCACCAUAGCAAACUCAUCUUACAUCAUGUACCCACAGACUCAGUGAUCCUGCAUUCAGCCAUGUUAAAAUUUUUUUGCUUUUGUUUGACUUUUUUUAGUCUUGUUCUUACCUUUUUACCUGGUGGCUGAGGAACAUCAAUGUCUGCUGACUGGUUUGCUGAUUAUUUUGUUUUCGUGUCUUUCCAGACUGCCCUGAUCAGAGAUGUGCUGCUGCCCGGGGAGUGGGAUGUUUGUGUUACAUCCUAUGAAAUGCUCAUCAUUGAAAAAGCCGUGUUCAAGAAGUUUAACUGGAGAUACCUGGUCAUUGAUGAAGCCCACAGGAUCAAGAAUGAAAAAUCAAAGGUUCGACAGCUAAUGGGAUGGAAAAGUCGUUGUAUACACUUGGAAGAACCACUUCCUCAGACGUUUUCUCUACAAAACACUGAACACCUUUCAUGUUUUUCUGUAGCUGUCAGAAAUUGUGCGCGAAUUCAAGACCACCAAUCGCUUGCUGCUGACUGGAACGCCGCUGCAAAACAACCUGCACGAGUUGUGGGCUCUGCUGAACUUCCUGCUGCCUGAUGUCUUUAACUCAUCAGAGGUAAGAAAUACAGAAGGUACAUGGAGAAUUUCACAAGAGUGCCCACCUGCCAAGCCCUUGUUCAAGCUCUAAUGAUUGUAGUAUGACUGAUGAUGCUGUCCCUCACAGGACUUUGACUCCUGGUUUGACACAAACAACUGCCUGGGUGAUCAGAAGUUGGUCGAACGUCUUCACACUGUGAGUAUUGCUCACUCUUCUUAUCUCCCUGCUGAAGUGUGUAAAUGUGAAGGUGCUUAAUGUGAGUUAAAACACUCAUUUUAAUUUGCUGUUUUCCACGUAGGUCCUGCGUCCCUUCUUGCUUCGACGUAUUAAAGCAGAUGUUGAAAAAACCCUGCUCCCCAAAAAAGAGAUCAAGAUGUAUGUGGGCUUAAGUAAGAUGCAGCGAGAGUGGUAAGUAUCCUUGGUUAAUCUUAUCGGUCCUUUCCUCCUUUAUUCAACACACUUUUAUGACUGGUGUGUAAUACUAACUCAUGUCACAGGUACACAAAGAUUCUGAUGAAGGACAUCGACAUCCUGAACUCAGCGGGUAAGAUGGACAAGAUGCGUCUGCUCAACGUUCUCAUGCAGCUGAGGAAAUGCUGCAACCACCCAUAUCUGUUUGACGGAGCUGAGCCCGGUCCCCCUUACACCACCGACCUCCACCUGGUGGUGAACAGUGGCAAGAUGGUGGUGCUGGACAAGCUGCUACCCAAGAUGAAGGAGCAGGGUAUGUAAAGCCCCCUCAUGCUUAGGAUUCUUUAACAACAAAGCAAGAGAUUAAAAACCUCAGCUCUGCACUCCUUUUGUUUAUUUCAAAGCCGUCUUUCCUUGUGUCCAGGUUCUCGUGUGCUCAUCUUCAGUCAGAUGACCAGGGUGCUGGACAUCUUGGAGGACUACUGCAUGUGGAGGAACUAUGGUUACUGCCGUUUGGAUGGCCAGACGCCACAUGAGGAGAGACAGGUGGGGUGUUUGGAUGAGAAGACGUCUCAUCUUUUGUUCAAUACUCCAAGAACUGGAAUCACAAAUUCUGAUAUUGUUGUUUGUCAUCAGAUCUCUAUCAACGCAUACAACGAGCCCAACAGCUCCAAGUUCAUCUUCAUGUUGAGCACCAGAGCCGGAGGUCUGGGUAUCAACCUGGCAACAGCUGAUGUGGUCAUCCUGUACGACUCCGACUGGAACCCUCAAGUGGAUCUUCAGGCCAUGGUUAGUACCCAAGCAGUUACAGAGUCCACACCAAAAUGAAGCAGACUGGAAUUGAGAUUGACAAGUUUUAUCUUGUUCCAGGACCGAGCUCACAGGAUUGGUCAGCAGAAGCAGGUGCGAGUAUUUCGCUUCAUCACUGAAAACACAGUGGAGGAGAGGAUCGUGGAGAGGGCCGAGAUGAAACUGCGCCUGGACUCCAUUGUCAUCCAGCAAGGUGUCUCAUCGUUUCUGAUGGCUUGUAGAAAUGUGACAUGUCACAGUACAGAAAGUAUCAACUAAAGAUUGAAGUUUUGAACGAGUUGUUUUUUCUUUCUUCUUUUCAACAGGAAGACUCGUGGACCCAAGUGCAAACAAGCUGGGCAAGGACGAGAUGCUGUCCAUCAUCCGCCACGGCGCCACACACGUGUUUGCUUCGAAAGAGAGCGAGAUCACAGAUGAUGACAUCGAUGCAAUCCUGGAGAGAGGGGAAAGAAAGGUGUGUUUGGAUGCACAGGAUUACAGGAAGUCUGUGGUUUUUACGUUAGUUUUUAAUUUGUAUUAUUAACGGUCCUCUCCUUUCAUGCACCAGACUAUGGAGAUGAAGGAGAAGCUGUCUUCACUGGGUGAGAGCUCUCUGAGAAACUUCACCAUGGAUACAGAGAACAGCAGCGUGUACACAUUUGAAGGAGAGGAUUACAGAGAGAAGAAGAAGGUAACCAGAAACAUCAUCACUGACCUUUUUAAGUACCAUACUCCAACAACAUGAACAGCUAAGUCUUAUGCUGUCAUCGUGUCUCUUCACUCAGGUCAUAACAAACUGGAUCGAGCCACCUAAGAGAGAAAGGAAAGCGAAUUACGCUGUGGACGCCUACUUCAGAGAAGCCCUGCGAGUCAGUGAGCCCAAAGCACCCAAGGUAUGGAUGGAUCACUCUUAACUUCUAUUGACAGAUGACAAGUUGACAGGCGGUGUAACUUACGCUUGUUUGACUCCAUCUCCCAGGCUCCUCGUCCUCCAAAGCAGCCAAACGUUCAGGACUUCCAGUUCUUCCCUCCUCGUCUGUUUGAGCUCCUGGAAAAAGAAAUUCUCUUCUACAGAAAGACCAUAGGCUACAAGGUACAAAGUUUUUUUGUUGUUUGUUUGUUUUCAGAUGAGGCGCAAUUGGUGUUUGUCAACUUAAGAGCUUUGAAAAUGCCCUGUAGUCAACCCCUGAAUGUGUGUGCACAGGUGCCCCGUAACCCAGACAUGCCAAAUUCAGCCCAGGUCCAAAAAGAAGAACAGGCUAAGAUUGAUGAGGCAGAGGCUCUCACAGAGGAGGAACUGGAGGAGAAGGAGAAUCUGCUGCAACAGGUACAGCUUAAUCCUACCAAACACAAUCAGCUGCAUGUCAGGAUUAGAUCUGUUGUUCGAGGAUCUAGAUGGUGCAUCAGUUGAUCAACUUAAUCUUCAUUUCAGGGAUUUACCAUCUGGAACAAACGAGACUUCAACCAGUUCAUCAAAGCCAACGAGAAAUGGGGUAGAGAUGACAUCGAGAACAUCGCCAGAGAGGUUGAGGGAAAAACUCCAGAGGAAGUCAUGGAGUAUUCUGGUAAGAACUGGAUAAAUAAUCCGUCUUCUCACAAGUAAACCCAAACUUCAGAUUUCUUGGCAUAGUUAUUGCAUUUCUGUUUGUGUUUAAUCCUCCAGCUGUCUUCUGGGAGCGCUGCAACGAGCUGCAGGACAUUGAGAAGAUCAUGGCACAGAUAGAAAGAGGAGAGGCCAGGAUCCAGAGGAGGAUUAGCAUAAAGAAAGCACUUGAUUCCAAGGUAGUUGUCUGCCAAACUUUUAGCCAUUAGUUUCCUGCUUCCUCAUUAGCUUCCUCUCACCUUGCUGUCAUCCUUAAGUUAUCCCCAUAUGACAUUAUCCUCUUUUCCUGGCUAACAAGUAAUCCCUGAUUGUGGCUCUUGUCUGUGCCCAGAUCGGUCGCUACAAGGCCCCUUUCCACCAGCUCCGCAUCUCCUAUGGCACCAACAAAGGAAAGAACUACACAGAGGAGGAGGACCGCUUCCUCAUCUGCAUGCUCCACAAGCUGGGCUUCGACAAGGAGAGCGUUUACGACGAGCUGCGUCAGUGCAUCCGUAACUCGCCUCAGUUCCGCUUCGACUGGUUUCUCAAAUCCAGGACUGCCAUGGUAAAUCAAAGUUUACGUUGUACUUAUUACUCCAGUGUUGCUUAACAAAAACACUUGAAAAUCAAACUUUUGCUUGUUGUGCACGUGUUAGGAGCUCCAGAGGCGAUGCAACACCCUUAUUACACUCAUAGAGAGAGAGAACAUGGAGCUGGAGGAGCGGGAGAAAGCGGAGAAAAAGAAACGAGGCCCUAAGACUGGCUCGGUAAGUUGUAAAAUUGUCAUUUUACAGAAAGCUAGUUUUGAUCAACUAUGUCUUGGUAUCGCAGGUAUUUUAAUCUCUUUUUUUUUUUUUUUUUGUCUUCAGGCCCAGAAACGAAAGUCAGAGGGAACUCCAGAUGGUCGUGGACGAAGGAAAAAGCUCAAGUUGUGAAGCUUCUGACCACUUGAAACGUUCUGCAUACAGAGAGCAGCAGCCAGCUCUGGUGUGGUUAGUCCUAGUGUCUGUGUUUGUUCUACGGGCUGUGAAAAUGUACUGUGUAAAACCCUCUGAUGGACUGAUCUCAUCGUGUUAGGUUUUAGGAAGUGCUCCUUUACAGGCCUGCCUUGUUGUCACCUAAACGCUGCAGCUGUGCUGGUUUAGUUUGUCUGCUAGUUUUUUUUUUACUAGUACUAAAAUGUAAUAAAUGUAUUUAUGCCUACUGGUUGUACUACAUUCCAUUGCUCUGUACGAUAUGUACCCAUUUUAUUUUGAAGAUUUUCUUUUUUUAAUCUUCCUAUGUGAAGUAGAAAAUGUCUUUUUGAACAUCAUAAAUAAACUCCCCCUUUUUUUUAAAAAAAAGUGUUUUCUUCAGUAAAGAAGAGCCGACUCAAAAAAGACAAUUAUAUUUGGCAGUUGAAGUGUAAAUACAUCCAAACUCUUUUCACAAAUGAAUAAACCGUUAAAUUCUACCAACAGUUUGCACAUGAAAAUUCACCGUCAGCUGUAGGUGGUAGAAACAUAACUUUUUCUGCACUUGUUUUUUUUUUCUAACUUUGAUCAACAAACCAGGAAGACACAGUUAAUAUUUUCAAGUUUUACCAGGGUGUAAUAAUACCAUUUCUCAUAGUCCUACAUUGAUAUGUGCACAGAAAGUUUUGCAUCUGAUUUUGGCCACAUUGACCUGAUAGAAAGUUUUAAAAAGUGACAGCUAAAAUGACAUUUACAAUCCCUUUCAUUGACCUUAUAUUGGCAUUUUUACUUAUCAGUGGGUAGAUAUACUGCAGGCUUUGUAGAGCACAACAGUAAAAUAUCAAUAUUUUUAAAAAACAUUUAUCACAUUGUCAUUAAGGUCAGCCUCAACUAACAUUCAGUCCAUUUCCUUGACUCCACACAAACAAACAUUUCAGUAAUAAAAAACUUGAUAAACUUAUUAUUCUUAGAGGAGGAACAUAGAAAAUUAUUUUCUUUCAUUCAUUUCAAACAAGGUUGCUGUUUUCUUAAUUAACUGCAUUUUCUAUUUGGGAUUUUCAUGCAUUUGCAAACAUUCGGUAUAGCAGGAUUUUUUACAACUUUUGCAACCAAUGAAGCGGGUACAUCAUUUUCAGGGGCUUCCAUAUACAUCCAUCAAUCAAAAUAUUUUGCAAAAACCUACAUUAGAGCGAGCGCUAACCUUUGUCAGAGAUAAAUCAGUCUCUGAAAAUUCUGGUGCAUUCUCUGCAUUUAGGCCCUGAGCACUGACAAAAUGUGCUGUCCACAGGAUGUACUGGGCGUCAUUCAGUGCUACAAAAGUUGGGCUUUGAAGGCACAAUGGUGGAGGAGACUAUCACAGUCUUAUUAUUAUUUUUAGAAAAGGGCAGGUGUUUUGGGUGGAUGGGGAUCCACUUUUAAACCUCAGAGCUGUCUGAGCUGCUCCACAUACUUGCUGAUCCUUGGCUGCAGCCAUUGUAGGCAGAGGAGGAGGAGCUGGCAUAAGGAGGCAGCUGGGUCUUCUUUUCCCUCUUUUUGCGCCGCAGCAGCAGAAGGACGAUAGUGGCAAUGAGGCAGAUGAGGAGGAUGAGACCUGCAAGGCC